Molecule: messenger RNA, 2474 nt
Organism: Gossypium raimondii (Peruvian cotton)
Lineage: Eukaryota; Viridiplantae; Streptophyta; Magnoliopsida; Malvales; Malvaceae
Exons: 9
Coding region: 364-1476 (370 amino acids)
Source: RefSeq, a predicted model, not a curated record
UUUAACAGCUGACAAAAAAAUGUAACAGGAUGAGCACUUAACUUUCUUUAUUCCUUUAAACGUACUCUUUUUUCUUUCCCUAUUCUUUUGGUAGGAAAGAUUAAAAAAGAAAAACUGGGUUUGUAGUUUCUUCAUAAAGAUAGGUAUUGUAUUAUUAAAUCAUGGUUUUGUAGUUGAAUUUGGUGUAUUGGGCAAUUUGGUAGAACCCAACAGAAGAAUGUCUUUUUCCCCUUUUUUUGAGAAUUAAGGAUGAAAUAUAGGAUCAUCAGACACCUCUGAAAUCAACAAAAAAAAAAAAAAGGUUGGAACUUGUGUAAAAAUCUCAUCUUUGUGCAAUAUUGGAUAGAAGAAAAGGGAGGAAAAAUGGGAAAGAAAAGGUCUUUGAAGAGCAAAGCUGUGCACUUUGUAACUGAUCUUACCACCGGACUUCUUAACCCCAUCUCUGAUAAAUCAUCUAAGCCUCCUGAAACUUUGAGUGAGCCAAAAAUAAGUCAAGUAGAGUCAAUUAACAAAGAGGAUGAUAGGGGGGAUCUUGUUGAUGGCCCCGAUACGUCUUCCUUUACCGCAUUCCUCUAUUCGUUAUUGUCUUCUUCGGAAUCAGGUCACAAUGUGAACCUUGAUGAGGAAGAUGAUAGAGAGGAAACUGGUGAUGGAUCCGACACAAAAACGAAAGAGAAUGGUGUAAGGAAAAGCUUACUUUCUAAAGGUAAGCAAUCACUUAGAGCUCUUUACCAAGCUACUAGGAUAAUUGGAUACCGAAAUCAAGACAACAAGGGCGAUUCUGCCAAGAAAAGUGAUGAUGAUGAUGAUGAUGAUGAUAAGGGUGAUACUAAAUUCGACGGACUUGAGAUGAGACAUAUGCAAAAUGUCGAGGAACCUUUGGAUUCUGAAGAUCUUCCAGAAACUUCUGAACCAUCAUUGCUUCUUACGGAGAAAACAAGAAAUGCCCUUUAUGGAUCACUUCCGGCCCUUGUUCAAGGGAGAAAGUGGUUAUUGCUCUACAGUACAUGGAGGCACGGUAUAUCACUGUCAACAUUGUAUAGAAGAAGCGUGCUCUGGCCCGGCCUCAGUUUACUGGUUGUUGGAGACCGUAAAGGUGCAGUGUUUGGUGGCCUGGUUGAGGCGCCCCUAAAACCGACUAAUAAGAAAUAUCAGGGAACAAAUAAUACCUUCGUUUUCACAAAUGGACCUGGUGGCCCGGUUAUAUACCGUCCAACAGGUGCGAAUCGAUAUUUCACUCUCUGUUCCACAGAAUUUCUAGCAAUAGGUGGUGGCGGCCAUUUUGCGCUUUAUCUAGAUGGUGAACUUUUGAAUGGAUCUAGCUCGUUCUCCGAAACCUACAGAAAUCCCUGUCUUGCGUCCAGUAAAGACUUUGAAGUAAAGGAGGUCGAGUUGUGGGGCUUCGUACACGGAUCAAAAUACGAGGAAAUACUUGCUUCAAGCAGAAUAGAGAUGCCUGGAAUUUGCCGCUGGUAAAAAACUUCACACCGGCUGCUGGUUCUCAUGGCGGUUUUUGUUCGUUUAGUUUCGCUAAAGAAGGGUUCGAGUAAAGAAGGAAAACAAUAAAAAGAAAGGGUCCUAACUCCUAAUGAUUAUGCACGUCACUCGGAUGCCACACAAGAUCAUUUUUAUGUUUGCAGGUUACCUUGUGAACAUUAAAGAUGACAUCCUGAACUUGGAUUGCUAAAUCUGCAGGGAUUUGAGUUGUGGCAAACCUGCAUUCGCUCAAAAAAGAAACGAACCGCGUGAGCUACGGAGAUAAUAUACUCUGUAUGCAUCUAAACGUUUUUAUUGAUUACACAGCAAUUAUUAGUUGGAAAUUAUAGUGUUCUGGAAUGAAGUUUUGAGAGCUUGAAUAGCAAGGAAUACAUGUUUUUUUUUACCAUGAGAGUUCUUUCCUUUCAAAGCUAUCAGCUGCGAGGAUGAGCUUAUUUGGAACGACGAUGCUUUGGUCAUAGGGUUGAUGAUCGGUACCAUCGGCGUCACUUCCAACAGGACUUUGAGGGUGAGGCAUUUGAAGAGAUUUCAUGGUAAUGUGCUCUUCCUGCAAUAGUAAUAACUGGCUUGUUGAGUAACUUGGUACUGUAUAAAUGGGUGAAGAACACAUGAAACAAAAGUAGGGUGCAGUUUGAGUAAAUGUGAGGAGCAAGUCUGUGGCUAGAAGGGACAUAUAAGGUCAAUUUGGUUGGUGGUGGGCUCUGCUCAUUUCACUGGUUUUUUUUAAAAUAAGUAUAGGAACUGUUGUAAGGAAAAAGAUGGAGAUGGAUCAAGGUUUGAUGUGUUAUAAUUGAAGGGAAUGUUAUGAUUUGUCAAUUUUUGAACCACAUUUAUGCUUUGGGUCGUAUUAUUAAACGGUGAUUGUGUGGCUGACUGGACACAGACACUGUUGUCCCACAUUUAUUAUACUAGUUUCAGUCCAUAUCCUCCAUCAUGCAAUGAUAUCGGUGAAUGUACUGUUUUAGGGUUGAUAUUAA